This is a messenger RNA of Nothobranchius furzeri (turquoise killifish), 827 nucleotides long. RefSeq names its product cytochrome c oxidase subunit 6B1. Gene Ontology annotation, cellular component: mitochondrion; respiratory chain complex IV. The record is from RefSeq and is a predicted model, not a curated record. NCBI's taxonomy places the organism in Eukaryota, Metazoa, Chordata, Actinopteri, Cyprinodontiformes, Nothobranchiidae.
GUUUCUGUUGUCCACUUGCACUUAACAGUUUGUCCAGCAGGGGGCAGCUUUGUACCGUGUUAUUUUCCCAGCAUGCUUUGCGAGUGGCCAGAAUAAGAAAAUUCGAGAUUACGUUGAGGACAACAAAGAAAUCCAGCUGCUAAAAAUGUCUGACGAGAUCCAGGAGAAGAUCAAGAACUACAGGACGGCUCCUUUUGACGCCCGGUUCCCAAACACCAACCAGACGCGGAACUGCUACCAGAACUAUCUGGAUUUCCACCGAUGUAACAAAUCUCUGAAGGCCAAGAACCAGGACCCGGCUCCGUGCGAGUGGUACCGGAGGGUGUACAAGAGCCUCUGUCCCGUGAGCUGGGUUCAGAAGUGGGACGAGCAGCUGGAGGAGGGAACGUUCGCCGGGAGGAUUUGAAUUCCUGAUGUUUUCUGUCCACAUUUAAAGCUUUAAAUGGGUUUCUUUUUAAAUGCCACCAACAAAGAAAUGAAAAAGUGAUGUUUCUCUGACACACCUGGUUUAUUUAACUCUGACUUCAAAUUUCAGUGUCAAUCACGGUCGUAGCUCCGCCUUCUCGGUCUUACAGGAAACGCCUCUUUGGGCCGCAUUUUUCAAAUAUGAAAUGUGGGUGGAGUAAGACUCUGAGGGGGAUUACCACUACUUUAAAUACAAAGUUAAACAUAAUUACCUUUUUUUAUUCUUACCCUAAUAUUAAUAUAAUUCAUUGCAUACACACAUCCCUUUUUUGGCUCAAAUGAACAAAAAGACUGACUGAAAUUGAAAUGUUCACUGUUUUCUUCUUGUUCUUGAAACGUAAUAAAAUUGCUGCAUAAUUUAA